AGAAGGAGAUCGGCAGGAGAGAGGAAGAAGGAAGGAAGCUGCAGAAGAUGAAGGAGCUCCAGAACGAAGCUAAGGAAUUAAAAUAUACUGCCAGGAAAACGGUUCCCCCAUGAAUCCGUACCAAUCCCAGCAUAACAAUAUUUUCAUCUGUGGCUCUUUCUGAGAAGGACAUGAAGAUGCUGCCAGUGGACCUUGCUCCAGAAUGCAAAUGAAACCAGAAAUUAAGCAGUUGGUGGAAAAUUUAUUCUGGUGAGAAAAGAGAAAAACAAGGAGAGAGCGAGCAAGCAAGCGAGAGAACUGGAAAGUGAGAGUAACACCUGGAAGUGUGAGGCCAUUCCUACAGAAAAUGGCCGCCAAGCAAGGGAUGGUGGGAGAUUGGCCUCCCCAAGUGCAAGCUGCGUUGGAGCCGGGAGGGCAAAUAGCGGAGAGAGGUCUGCGAAGUCCCAAAGCAGAGGAAGCAUCAGAGAGCCAAAGAGAUUGUUUUCCUGCCAAUCUAAAUGGCGAUACCGAGGAAUUUCAAAAUGAACCGGCAUCCACACACAUUAAAGAAGAGGAAGGACCAGCCCAGCCGUGGGAAUCCCAGUGGCCAGAUUUCCCCAAGGAACAGCAGACCUUCUGUGCACGAUGGGGGGACCCACGUGUCACAGAAACAACCCCUUGGGGUCACAGUGAGACUUUGCCACCCCAUUUUCAGGGAGCAGCUAAAGCCGGCCACCGGCCAAGAAGAGAACGAGCCAACCAGCUCCUGCUGGGUCUCUGUAAAGAGAAUCAAGGGGUGGACAACAAGCUGUUAACCAGAGACGAAGCCGAAUGUAAGAAGCUUGAUCAGAAGAUGAUUCUGGACGAGGAGGAGGAGGAGGAGACGGUUGGCACGGAGACCCACCGGCAGAACUUCCGGGGCUUUCGCUACCUGGAGGCCGAGGGACCCCGGGAAGUUUGUAGCCGGCUGUGGUUCUUCUGCUACCAGUGGCUGAAGCCGGAAAGGCACUCCAAGGAGCAGAUCUUGGAGCUGCUGAUCCUGGAGCAGUUCAUGGCCGUCCUGCCCUCGGAGAUCCAGAACUGGGUGAAGGAACACAGCCCGGAGACUUGCACCCAAGCGGUCGCCCUGGCGGAGGACUUCCUAACGAGACAGGAAGAGCCCCCGAGGGUGGACUGUGAGGCCACAGAGAUUCCUGGAGCGCAGGAGGAGAGCGUUGGCUCUUUGUUGCCUUUACAGCAUAUGGAGAAAGUGGUGUCUGGGCUCUUGGCUGAGGUGGGCCUGUAUUCCUCCAAAGCAAAAGGAACAGCACCGGGUAGCUGCCAACAGGACAAGCAGAAGGGGCAGAGUGAUGCUUCUUCCAUGGCAGAUCCUGUGCCGAUGCAGGAGAAGGGAGCAGCUAUGCAUCCAGAAAGUUCAAAGAAGGAGGAAUCCCCGGAGAACGGCAUGGCAGACUUGGGUACCCGGCCAGACAUGGCAGAAAGUGACAAGACGCCCCCUUCUGGCUUGAAACCUCACAAGUGCUCCGAGUGUGGGAAAAGGUUCCACCAGAUUUCCCACCUUAACAGACACUUGAGAAUCCACACGGGAGAGAAACCGUACAAGUGCUUGGAUUGCGGGAAAAGUUUCACGCAAGGGUCCUGCCUGCUCGGUCACCAAAGGAUCCACACGGGCGAGAAAGCCUAUUCGUGCUCUUACUGCAGCAAAAGUUUCAUCUGGAGUUCCGGCCUGCACCAACAUGAAAAAAUCCACCUGGGAGAGAAACCUUACAAGUGUUUAGAGUGUGGGAAGAGUUUCCACCGGAGUUCAGCGCUCACUGACCACGUGAGGUCCCACACGGGAGAAAAACCGUACACUUGCUCCGAUUGUGGGAAAGGGUUCAGCCAGCAUUCCAACCUCAUUGUGCAUCGGAGGGUCCACACAGGAGAGAAACCGUACACGUGCUCGGUCUGCGGGAAAAGCUUCACUCGGACAGCGCUGCUUAUGGCCCACCUGAGAAUCCACACGGGAGAGAAACCGUACAAAUGGACCUCAUAUAUCUGUUCCGACUGUGGGAAGAGUCUCUCCAGCAUCUCUAGUCUCAUUAGCCACCAGAAAAGGAACCACUCGGGAGAGAAGCCCUAUAAAUGCUCUGAUUGUGGGAGGAGCUUUCACCAGAGCUCAGAUCUGGUUAAGCACGAGAGAAUUCACACAGGGGAGAAACCAUAUCAGUGCUCUGUGUGUGAGAAGCGGUUCAAUCAGCGGUCAUACCUUAUCGUACAUGAAAGAUUCCACACGGCCGAGAAGCCUUACAAAUGUUUCCUGUGUGGGAAAAGCUUCUGUUCCAAUGCCCAUCUCAUGACCCACCAAAGGACCCACACCGGAGAGAGGCCGUACCAGUGUCCAGACUGUGGUAAAAGGUUCACAACCAGUUCAAACUUUGUCAACCAUAAGAAAACUCACACGGAAGAAAAACCAUAUAAUUGUUCCCUCUGUGAGAAAAGUUUUAAGCGGAGCUCGAACCUGAUUCAGCACGAGAGGACUCACACGGGCGAGAAGCCCUAUAUGUGUCUGACUUGUGGGGAAAGCUUCGCUUCGAACUCUGGCCUUGUCAAACAUCAGCGGAGCCACACAGGGGAGAGACCUUACGAAUGCUCCUACUGUGGCAAAAGCUUCAGUCAGAGCAUGAUCCUGACCCAACACGAAAGGACCCACACGGGAGAAAAGCCGUGCAAAUGCCCGGCCUGUGGCAAAAGCUUCCGCUCUAGUUCAGACCUUGUCAAACACAAAAGGAUCCACACAGGGGAGAAGCCCUAUAAGUGUUCACUCUGUGGUAAAAGCUUCACCACCAGUUCGGACGUGGUGAAGCACGAAAGAACCCACACCGGCGAGAAGCCGUACAAGUGUGGCACCUGUGGGAAAAGCUUCAGCCAGAGCGCCCACCUCAUGCAACACCAGAGAAUCCACACAGGAGAAAAGCCGUACGUGUGCCUCGCCUGCGGGAGGUGCUUUACGUGCAGUGCUCACCUGGUGGUCCAUAAAAGAACCCAUAAAGAGGGGGAGGCCUUAAAAACGUAAAAAGUCGGGUUGGUGGGGUUGGGAGAGGGAACAUCCCAUGCAGAAAAAGAAAAUAAACCCUCGUAAAGUGUGUUUGAUGCAGCAACUAAACCCGAUCUUUCUAAGAACAUAAUUCGGACCCUGUCUAAGAGGGAGUAAAAUAACGGAAAAGGUUUGUAACUGAUCUCUUGUUUAUCAUGCAUGAAAUUUAAAACCCAAUGAGGAGAGAAACUGCAAUGAGAAUGAUCCAAGGAUGGCUCUGUCGCUGGCCGAGAAAAUCCAUGAUGGGCCUAACAAAGUUGCUAAAGAUCUGUGUUCUCGAAGGCUUUCACAGCCGGGAUCUGAUGGUGGUUGUAGGUUUUUCGGGCUGAAGAUGCCGGCCACAGAGACUGGCAAAACGUUAGGAAGAAAAACCUCCAGAACACGGCCAAACAGCCCGAAAAAUCCACGACAACCGUUUGUAAAGAUCUGGUCAUAGUGAAGGAGAUGUGAGGCCGAAAGUAACAUAUGGCACGGAAUUUGGGAUAUUGAAUUGAAAUUGCAGCUAUGGAUGCUGAGAGAAAUGGUUUUUCAUGCAAUCCUGUGUGUACUUUUUUGGUAAUAAAUAAAUGACUAUUUGUGUCCUUCA
This is a messenger RNA of Pogona vitticeps (central bearded dragon), 3641 nucleotides long. NCBI's taxonomy places the organism in Eukaryota, Metazoa, Chordata, Lepidosauria, Squamata, Agamidae. The record is from RefSeq and is a predicted model, not a curated record.